AUGUUGAGGAGCUGCUUCACGCAAGGUACUCGAUCUGUACUCCCAAUACCUGGGCCGCCAUGCCUUCGCGCCGGUCUCCACACGUCCUCUGUCCUCCACGCAGAAUCCCAGCGCAAGCGCCAGUCGCGUCUGAUUCGAGAGGCGAAUCUUAGCAAGCGUGUCGAGCUUCAGCAACUCGCGACCACAGAACGGCCCCAUGUUGUUCUCGGGACGAAGCCGGGGGACGACAGCAAAUGGGAGUCAUCCGACCUCGCCCGUGUGCUCGUCAGGUCGGACGAGCUGGCACUCUCAUCAAGUCCUCAUGUCAUCUCGCUCCCUGAGGGUGAUAUCAAACUGCCCCAAGCUUUCAAUUAUGGCAUUGGAGAGAAGGAAAAAGAACUUCUGUUCAAGCAUCUUCCUUUCACAACCGCGGAGGGAAACACUCUCCGAAGAGCCGAGAACACUUACACAGUGCGGACGUCUUCGAAUAUGGAAGAGCUGAAGGAGAAAGCGUUGAAGCUCGAGCUCGAGUAUGCCAUUGACAACGCCAACAAGUUUGCGCCGUUGAUUGCUCUGCGGAAUGCGAAUGCGCAGGGCAUCGCGUUCGAAAAUCGGAGGCGGGUUAUUGCUGAAUUCUCUGAGCCGGGAAAACCGAACGACACGGGAAGGCCAGAAGUACAAGCUGCUCUGCUCACGCUACAGAUCCGCAACUUGUGGCAGCAUCUGAGCAAGUUCAAAAGAGAUGUUGCAAACCGACGUAGUUUGCGGAGGUUGGUCCACCAACGAGCAAAAAUUCUUCGAUACUUGAAGGGUUAUAACCGUGAUCGGUACGACCGAGUCCUGCAGCGUCUAGGAUUGGAGCCGGAGAGCGUGGAAGGCGAGCUUGUAGUUUGA
Messenger RNA from Heterobasidion irregulare TC 32-1, 873 nucleotides. RefSeq lists its product as uncharacterized. NCBI's taxonomy places the organism in Eukaryota, Fungi, Basidiomycota, Agaricomycetes, Russulales, Bondarzewiaceae. Gene Ontology annotation, cellular component: ribosome. The transcript is spliced from 3 exons. The record is from RefSeq and is a predicted model, not a curated record. Gene Ontology annotation, molecular function: structural constituent of ribosome. Gene Ontology annotation, biological process: DNA integration; translation. Bases 1 to 873 code for a protein of 290 amino acids.